GCCGGGUGCCUCAUCCAUGCAAAUCCACCAGAUUACUGGUCAUGGAGAAAACUUGGCAAUAAUUUUUAGCAUAACUUUCCCCUUCGUGGUACGGAGUCCAAGUGGGUGUGGUGGCGAGAGGCGCUGACCUAAGGUGCCUUCGUGCGCGGAAAUAAGGAUAAUCGUUUGAGGAAAGCUGAACGCUGGGCGUGGAGCGUCCGCUUGGCCCGUGCACUUGGUUGAUGGAGAAAGAGGAGAGGACAGCGACUGGUUUAGGAGCAGUCCACUCGGAGAGAGAGUGGUGAGAGUCGGGGUGGUCCGUGUGCAUGAGAAGAGAGAGACGGGAGAGUGAGGGGAGCUUCAGACCAAGCUAGCACUAUUUACUACAACUGGCGGACGAAGCUCCAGACCACUAUUAUUAUUGCUAAGCACAUUGUACAGUGGACGUUCGUAGUUAGGGUUAACAAGUUCAAGGAGGUGGUGAAGAAAUUGUGUCCGUGUGACCUGAGCCGAAACGUCGCCGAGAGGAAUUCCAAGGGACGGAGGACAAGGGCGCGGAUAUCUGUGCUGGAGUGAUAGAUAGAUUUGGCUAUAAUAGAGCAUUUUUAGGGUUGGUGGGUGCCUGGUGCUGCUAGACUAGAGCUCUCUCACUCUCUCUCGUCGUUGCUGAGGUGGUAGGGAAAUAGGAGGAAGAAGAAGGAUAGAUCUGCUGCUGCUCGGUCGUCGGAUAAUGGACGAUCACCUUUUACACUCCGCCACCACGAACUCUAUAGGAAUACCCAUCUUCAAGCCCCUAACUGUAUACCAAUCUUAUCACCACUGCGCUUAUCCCAAUUAAUUAACUAAUUAAUUCUUGGGACACCACUUAACAAUAUUACAAAGGACGAAGGAAGGAAACGACUCAACUAUGCUAUAUGUUCCGUCAAUGGGGGAACCAUACUAAUAAUACCGGAGAAUUUAUACCUAUAUAUAUAUUAUAUAUGCACACAACACUUUUUAUAUAAGGAUAAGAACACGAUGUCGGUCACUUGCCGUCUUUCUAGCGAGGAACUUAUUGAGGCCGGCUUACACACUUCACUUGGUCAUCAUCGUAUUCAAGACCAGAGGCAGUUGACAGUUUAAACAAUGUAGUAAGCACCAGAACUUGUUGGACUGAGCAGAAGCAUGAAGUGUUGUUUCCACAUAUAUCCACAAAGAAAGGACGACACAACUUGUUAUUUGCUAAAAUCACCAUGAUACAAAAACACCUUGAAAACGAACAAUGAGAUGAAAGUUUUGUGCAGGCAACAACUUUUGUUUGAACUCUGCCCGCUGUUUGUAUUUCCAAGUCGUGAAGACUAGAAAAGGAAUUCAAAAAAAUGAUAAUGUUGUUGGUCAACCCGAUUUGUUCUUCAACUUCUUAGUGGCGGAUUCCUUAAGGAAUGGAAAAUUACGAUUUAUUUGGCGAUGACCUCGGAAGUGUUGGAAUGCUUGAUGGCUUGGGGGAUUUAGGAGGAGGGAGUAGUAACAGUAACAACUUCAACCACUCAUCUAAUCAGCCCACUGGUGCAGGGAACAUGAUGCAGAGCUACAAUAAUCAACAACCUCAAUACACGCAGAUUGGACAGGGCAUGGCUCCUCCGUCCAAGCCGGGGGGCUAUCCUGACUAUUCUAAUCAGUAUGGUGGAGGACUCGGAGGCCCUUCAAUCCCACCAGGUCUCGGAGGUUAUCCCAGCUCCACUCCCACGCGCCCUAUGGCUGGCUACCCAUAUCCUCAUCAACCUUCCAAUGCUAGUCCCAGUAUGCAUUAUCAAGACUACUCAGUACAAAGCCAAGGAGGGAUGAUUCGCCCUCCUGGUCCUGCUCCGCAACAUGCUCCCCCACCAAGAAUGGCAACACCUGGCCCUGGACCUCAGUCUCAGCUGCAGCAGCAGCAGCAGCAACAACAACAACAACAGCAGUUUGUGGGCUACCGGCCUCCAAGUCAAGAGUCAAUGUAUCUGCAACAGUUUCCACGUUGGGGUGAGCAACAGCAGGUUCCUCCACCUCCUCCUGUGGGAAGUUCGUAUGGAAGUCCCUCCCUGGCUGCUCACCACUACCCAUCAAGCUCUCCUUCAGGGUAUCGUUCCUCCAUCGGCCCACCGCACGCCUACCCUUCCUCCCUCCCACGACCCCCUCAACCCAUGACGCAACAACAACAGUCCCCACAACAAAAUUCACAGGCCCCACCCACCGGUGGCGGGGGUCCCAACUCUAGCCAGCAACAGCAGCACAUUCCAUUUAUGCCCAGGCCGCAAACGCCAUCCAUACUUCCGCAACCUCCGCAGUCUCCGUACGGCCAAAGUAUGUAUCCUGGGAGUAAUUCAACUAAUCAGUAUCCAAACUAUCACCACGCUUCUCCUUCUUCCGUCGGCCAACUUGGGAGCAACAGCCACCCAAACCCUUCUUCCUCUUCAUCAUCUUCUCCAUAUUCUCACCAUACUCAACAACAACAGCAGCAGCAGCAUCAACAACAAUAUAAUUUGACAUCUCCAAGCACACAGCAUCAGUAUAGUAAUCAAUACGGACAGUAUUAUCCAACGGGAUCUAGUGGCUCCUUACAACAAAGUAAUCAGCCACCUCCUUCAUCUUCCGCCCCCUCCAUGGCAUAUCCCGGUUCAUACCCACCUCCUCCCGUUGCCUUGCCACCCUUAGCCAACGGAGCUCCACCAACAUACAGGCCAGGUUAUGCACAAGUCCCUCAGCUUUCUCCACGACAGCCUAUCCCUUCACCUCGACAAACUGCACCAAGUCCAAAACCUCCCACACCUACAAUUCAACAGUCUUCUAUUCCUCCCAACAUGUCAUCUCAGGGUCCACCGUCACAAAACAUCAUGCCACCAAACACGCAACAACAACCCAGUAGUUUACAACAAUUGGAGCAAAUGGUCAUGCCACAUGUGAAUAGUAAUAAGAACUCACCUUCUCCGAAACCACCUCAGCACAGCAGCCUCUCUUCUGCGGGUGGUGGGGUGCUGAGUCCUAUGAGCAUGAGCGGUCCUAAAACGCCAAUGUCGCCCGGAAUGUCGCAACAACAAGGAGGUCCAAAAACUCCAAUGUCACCAGGACAGUGGCAGCAACAAAGUUCAAUUCCACCGAGGGCCCCGAUAGCUUCAAAACCAUCCUACCUCCACCCCCCUUCUAACCAGCAGCAACAAGUCCCUUCUCCGAGCAAUUACGGGAUGAAUAGUAAUAGUAGCAGUAGUACUGGGCCAUCUUCUUACUCCAAUAUUGAAAGUACGAUCAAUAACGUGUCCAGAUCAACACAAGAAUCCUCAGAAAUAGAACUAGGGAGCAUGAGGGCAACGUUGGAUACGGACAGUGUUGGUGGUAUGGGGUCUUCCUCGACUGGUGGUCCCCCGACAUCGGUAGACGACCAGUUGAAACCUUCCACACAUCUCCAGCAGCAACAACAACAGCAGCGCCAUUCCUCAUUGUCUCAUGAAAUCAAUGGACUCUUGAGCGACGGUGGGUCGCUAGACUCCUCCUCCAACAAAGAAAUUCAAUCACAGAUCUCAUCGGGUCACUCGGACGAGCAGCGGUUCUCAAUGCCCACAAAUAAUAAUAAUAAUAAUAAUAGUAGUACCUCCUCCACAUCAUCAUUGUCCAACAAUAACGUAGCAUCAGAAUCUCCAAUGGAGGCAGACAAGCCCAGUGCGCUUACAUCUCUCUCAUCCCCUAUGGACAAUUCUCACAUGUACUCCAACUCUAGCCCCUCCACUACGGAGCACAAUCAAAACUCUGCUGGUGUGGGUCUCGCUGGCAUGCUCAAUUCUUCCUCAUCGCCCUCAACACCCAUGAGUAUGAACAUACCCACGUCGAGCAGUAGCAACAACAACAGUGGACCUAAUUCCUCCUCCAACAAUAGUCAACACCAACAACAGCCUGACUUUGGGUAUUCCAAUAACUCUUCCCUGAACGGGUUAAGUAGUUUAAACGGGAGCAGCGAAUCUCCUCAUCACCACCAACAACAGUCGUCAGGAUUAGCUUCUGGAUUGCAACACGCCUCGGGGGGUCAGAUGAUGGGAGCAAACAUGAUGGUUGGGUACCCUUCUUCACAACAACAACAACAAGGAGGAGGAGGAGGAGGGCAUGGUCAACAGCAGUACGGAAACUCUAAUAUGGAGCAGCAGCCAUCACAAUCUGGAGGAAAACCAUCUAUGAUGCCAAUUAUGCCUCCACAUCCUGGCGUGCCCAUGCAGUACCCCUCACAACCGAGGUUCCCCACAGACCCCACCAAUGGACCAUACAUGAACACCUAUCCGCCACAUGCGGGCGGGGCAGCAGGAGGAGGUAUGUACCCAGGCAGUCCCUACCACGGGCAGCCUAUGAGACCUCCUGGCCCACCACAAUAUUCCAUCAACAGCAUGCCGGGAGGACCCGACAGGUUCGGAUAUGAAAUUCAUCAGCUGAACCAACAGUUACAACACCUCUACUCCUUGCCCCCGAACCCGCAGAGUCAAGUACAAAUUAACGAAUUACAAGAGAGAUUACGUAAUCUUCAACAACAGGCCGCCCAACAGCAAGUUAUGCCUCCUGGAGGCCAGUACCCAAUGCAGCCACUCCCUAUGCAAGGAAGUAUGCCUCCUUACGGACAAAUGGGAGGUGGGAUGCCCAUGGAUCUCCUUCCCCCCGAAAAUGGUCCAAGCAAGUCAAAGAAGAAAAAGGGAGAGAGGAAGCCGAGAGGCGAGCCCAAAGCCAAGGGGAAGGGAAAGGGUGGAAAGAGCAAGACACUUCCCAUUAGCUAUGAUGACCCUGGGGAUUUUGGAGUGGGUGGAAUGGGAGUAAUCCCCCCGCAUGAAAUUUACGAUUUUCAAGAUAUACCCCCAGAAAUUCCAGUUAAGAAGGGUAAAAAAUCAUCCAGGAAACCAAAAGAAAAGUCACCCCCUAAACCAAAAAAGGCAAAAGAACCAAAGGAGCCAAAACCAUUAAAAGAGAAGGCAACGCCAAAGAGGUCAAGGAAGAAGAAGGGCCCUGAAGAGGGGGCUGAGGAGAGCAUGAACUCCUCCUCAUUUCCGGGAGGAGAAAUGAUGACGAUGACGACAAUGGACAGCGGAGAAGGGGUUGACAUACAACCAAAAACUGAGGGUGGUUCGGAAUCGGACCAAAAAAACGGGAUUGGUGCUGCUGGUAUCAUAGCAGCUGAAGCAGGCUCCUCUGCGCCCAUUAGCGGAGGAGACAUAGAUACCAGCACCCAGCAGGAUGGGAUAGCGCCAGAGGACAUAGGAGCUGCUGCAAAUACUGAGCUUGCAACCCCAGAAAAACCAAAAUCCAAGCCCAAGAAACCAAAACUAAAAUCUAGUUCUACGGGGAAAAAACGACCAUCCAAAACGUUGCUAGCUUUUCAAAAUAGAAAGAAAAGGAGACGAAGUGAUUCUGAAGUCUCUGACAUUGAACGAACACCGCCCCCUUCACCUCCUCCAGAGGAAGAUUCCAAUAAACGUCGAUCUGGACGGAACACACAGCGUAAAAAGUAUAUUGAUGACAUUGACCUUGCCCUGUCGGAUGACGAUCUGCUGCUUCCCGACAAAUCUCAGUUCAAACCCCUUGAGACCCUUGUACCUGUCGUUGUUGACGGGGCUUCAACAACCAUAGAUUCCAUGGCUGAUGCUCCCACGACGAACGGCCAGGGCCUGGCGACUGAUCCAUUGGAUCCCAGCACGGUUGCCGCCGACGCUGCUGCUGUUAUUUCCGGUUCUACAGGCCCUAUUGUCGGUACCUCUGCUCCUAUCCCCAUUGUAACUACCCCGGCAAAAAAGGGGAAAAAUAAUAAGACUGCCACUGAAGAAUCUCCUAAUUUAAAUAAACAUAACUUCUUUUAUGUGAAUACUUCUGAAGAAGAUACGAUGGUAGUUCAACACAUCUUGUCCACGAGAAUGGGUACUCGGGAACUUAUUGAUUCGUCCGACGACGAAGAUGAUGACGAUAAUGAUGUGAAAAAGAAGGACGUAAAGAUUGAAAAGGACGAAUCAACUGAUGUUAAAGCUACCGCCAAUGAUAAUACCCCAUUAACUGAACACAUUUCUACAUCACAAGAAGAAACUGCUGAAUGCACUGAGAAGGAAGAAAUAGCAAAAAUAACACAACAAUCUGCUACUCUAGAAAAUAAUGAUACAAUUGAUACUUCCUUCGCUUCUAAUCCGCCGACAGCACAACAGAAGACUGACUCUGGUAAUAAUUCAAAUGAACUGAUGACUGAUAAGAAAGAAGGAUAUGAUAUUACUACCCCAAUUACUACUACUAAUAGUAGUAGUACUGCUGAGCAUGAUGAGCCACAGACUGAUUCUGCCACUUCAAUUACUGCUAAUUCAAGUAACAUUUUGGAUACGAAAGAAAAUCUAUCACCUCCUUCUUCAGAUCCUCAAAAAGAUAGCGAGGAUAAACAACCCAAAACUGAAACUGAAACCGACCCCAAUACUAGCGGAAGUGAAAGUGACAAGACAAAAGCAGAUCAGGUGCCUCUUGAUGCUGUCACUUUGCAAGAGCCAACCGACCCCGCCUCCACCGAAAACAAUACAACAGCUACAAAAGCAACAGACAUCAAAUCUGAUGCAGACGAUGCUCUCAAGACGAAAAAGAAGAAAGAGCCUAGAACAAUUGAAGUUGAAGAAUUUUACGUCAAAUACAAAAGCUUCUCUUACUUGCAUUGUGAGUGGAAAACAGAGGAGGAAUUAAUGAAGGGAGAUAAACGAGUCAACGGGAAGAUUAAACGGUUCAAGCAGAAAAUGUCCAAUAAUGCUAACAUUUUUGAAUUCAUUGAAGAGGAUCCCUUCAAUCCUGAUUACGUUGAGGUGGACCGAGUGCUGGACAUGAGCGAAGUGAACGAUCCGACAACUGGGAAAGUGACCAAGAACUAUUUAGUAAAAUGGAGAUCGUUGCCAUAUGACGAGGCGACAUGGGAGCUGGAAGAUGACAUUGAUCCAGAAAAAUUGGCGCAAUUCCAUCGAUUUCACAAAUGUCCCAAAAAAGACCAAUGGAAGAGGAGGAGCCGGCCAAAGGCUCCCGAAUGGGUCAAGCUAGAUGAAAGUCCUGUGUACAAAAAUAACAACACCCUUCGCGAAUAUCAGCUAGAGGGGCUCAACUGGCUCUCCUUUUCAUGGUUCAAUGGACGAAAUUGCAUCUUGGCCGAUGAGAUGGGUCUUGGCAAAACAAUCCAGUCCCUAACUUUUGUAGACUCUGUUCACCGUACUGGGAUUCGUGGACCUUUCCUCGUCAUUGCUCCCCUCUCCACAGUUCCAAACUGGCAGCGAGAGUUUGAAACUUGGACCGACCUGAAUAUUGUCGUAUAUCAUGGCUCUGUGGCGAGUAGAAAUAUGAUUCAAGAGUACGAACUAUUUUACCGACACCCCGACAACCCUCAAAUGAACCUCAAAGAUUGUUACAAAUUCAACGUGCUCAUUACCACCUUUGAAAUUGUGCUCACGGAUGUAAUGGAGUUGAAAGACUUUCCCUGGAGAGUAUGUGUUAUUGAUGAAGCUCACCGACUGAAGAACAAGAAUUGCAAAUUGUUGGAAGGUCUACGUCUACUUAAUGUAGAGCACAGAGUCUUGCUUAGUGGAACGCCUCUACAAAACAAUGUCCAGGAAUUAUUUUCACUGCUCAACUUUUUGGAGCCCAGUCAGUUCAGUUCGGAUGAAAAUUUUGUUAAAGAAUUUGGUGACUUGAAAUCUGAAACUCAAGUUCAAAAACUUCAAGCACUUCUCAAACCGAUGAUGCUUCGACGACUGAAAGAAGAUGUUGAGAAGUCUAUCAUGCCCAAAGAAGAGACAAUUGUUGAGGUGGAGUUGACAAAUAUGCAAAAAAAAUAUUACCGGGCUAUUCUAGAGAGGAAUUUUUCCUUCUUGAGCAAGGGAACAAGUUCUGCCAACAUUCCAAACCUAAUGAAUACAAUGAUGGAGCUAAGAAAAUGUUGUAUUCAUCCAUACCUUUUAAAUGGUGCUGAGGAACAAAUCCAGUUGGACUAUAGACUGACUAACAAUCUGCCAGAUAGUGAUCAGGAUCUCUAUUACAAAGCCUUGAUUCAGAGCUCUGGAAAGAUGGUACUGGUCGACAAACUUCUAGCCAAGUUGAAGGACGGAGGCCACCGUGUGCUCAUUUUUAGUCAAAUGGUCCGCUGUCUGGAUAUUUUGGAGGACUACCUAAUUUACCGACAAUACCCAUAUGAAAGGUUAGACGGAAGAAUUAGAGGUUCCGUUCGUCAAGCCGCUAUCGACCGUUACAGCAAACCCGACUCGGAUAGAUUUGUAUUUUUGCUCUGUACAAAAGCAGGUGGACUAGGGAUCAAUUUAACUGCUGCCGACACUGUGAUAAUAUAUGAUAGUGAUUGGAAUCCCCAAAACGAUUUGCAAGCUCAAGCUAGAUGUCAUCGAAUUGGACAAAGCAAAAAAGUCAAAAUUUAUCGUCUUAUCUGCAGAAAUACCUAUGAGAGAGAAAUGUUUGACAGAGCAUCUUUGAAGUUAGGUUUAGACAAAGCCGUUCUUCAGUCCAUGAAUACAACCCAAGGGGGAAAAAUUGACCCUAAUGCAACAGCCUCUAAACAAUUGACAAAGAAAGAAGUUGAAGAUUUACUGAAACGAGGAGCAUAUGGCGCUUUGAUGGACGAGGACAAUGCUGGAGAAAAAUUUUGUGAGGAGGACAUUGACUUUAUUUUGGAACGACGAACGCAGAUCAUCACUUUAGAAAGCGGUGAGAAGGGCUCUACAUUUUCAAAAGCCUCAUUCGCAGCUACAGGAAUUCGUGAAGACAUCAAUAUCGACGAUCCAGACUUUUGGAAGAAGUGGGCAAAGAAGGCUGAAAUUGAUUUGGAUGAGGGGGGAGAAAAGAAUGAGCUGUUGAUGAACGAACCACGAAGAAGAACCCAAAUCAGACGAUACGGUCAUGACGAAGGAGUUAUGGAGAUUUCCGAACUGGACUCUUCUUCAGAUUCGGACGAAGAAGGCAAUGUCGGUGACAGAACUCGGAGUGGGAAAGCUGGGCGAAAAACGCGUAGCGGUAAAGGAAAACGUGGUCGACGUGGCAAUCUUGAAGACGAGUAUCAAAUUGACGAUGGGAUCGUGGAGUAUGGUAAAUGGUCAAAGAGUGAGUGCUACAAGAUUGAACGUGGCCUCCUCACAUAUGGAUGGAAAAGGUGGAAUAAAAUUCUGGACCAAGGGCAGUUUCGUAUCGGUUGGAACGAACAUCAUAUGGAAGAUUGUGCUCGUCUUAUCCUCCUGCACUGUGUCAACAACUUUAGAGGGGACGAGAAGGUCAAAAGUUUCGUAGCGGAUUUGAUCUGUCCUCAUGAGAAUGCGAACAGUAUAACCAGAAACCACUCUGGCCUUGCAAACCCUGUCUCUCGUGGUGGUCGCAAAAGAAAGAACAAGGAUAAGCCGAUGAAACCCGAGACGCCAGAGUAUGAAGACUGGAUGAAGGAGGACCGAUUUGAGACUGACGUCCACCUGGACCCCACGUUCAUUAAGCAUUUGUCAAAGAAUGCUAACAAGGUGCUCUUAAGGAUAAGAAUGUUGUACUACAUCAAACAAGAGAUUAUUGGGAACAAGGCUGCACAAAUUGACCUAGAAAUACCUGCAUGUGAAUUAAAUAUAUGUCCACCGAGCCUGACUGUUGAUAUUGGACCUGUCGAUUGGUGGGAUAAGGAUGCUGAUGCCUCACUCCUAGCGGGAACUUAUAAGCAUGGCUAUGAACGAUACAAUAUCAUGCGACAAGAUCCUGCCUUAAGUUUCUUAAAUCAGUGUGGCCCACCCGAUGGCUCUGCUGUUUUGGCAGAGAUAUCCGCUGAAGUAAAUGAGGAAGAAAUGGAAAAGGAUGUGGGAGCUGAUGAGGAGGACGAGGAAAGCAAUAUGGAGCCGAAAGAUAUCAAAGAGGAAAGGAAGGAACAUGUAUUAAAAGAGACUGAGGGGUCGCCAGAAGAAGGGAAGGAUGAGGACAAGGAAGAAGAUAAUAAUACUGCUGUUGCUCCUGGUACUGAUAAACCGUCUGGUGAACCUGUAUCAUCAACUGCUCUGCUUGAUGAGAAUGCAAAGCCUCUAGAACCCUCCGACCCAGAAAAACCAUUAUGGCCCUUUACAACUGACUUGAAUACUCGGAUUCGCAAAUUGAUUACUGCUUUCCAACGAUACUUUAAAAAAGAAGAGAUCAAAAAUGCACAAAAGGCAAAGAGGAUGGAAAGAAAAGAAAAGAUUGACCAGAUUGUCCGCGAUAGAGAACGUCAGAAAAUGGAAAUUCAGCAAAAGCGUUGGUCCAAGAAGGAGGAAUCUGAUUUCUAUCGUACAGUUUCAACUUUUGGUGUGCAAAGAGUUGAAAAGAACAAGUAUGACUGGUCAAAAUUCCGAGCGAUAUCUCGUUUGGAUAAAAAAUUUGACGACACUCUCACAGAAUUCUUUCGAGCAUUUUAUGCCAUGUGCAAGCGCAUCAGUGGUCAAAAGUUGUCAGAGGAAGAAGAAUUUGACCUUAUCCAAGUCCCUGUGGACCCUCUACCAGAAGAUAGGGCACGGAGAACGCUGGACAGAAUUGACCUUCUUAAUAAAAUCCGAGAGGAGGUCAUUCACAGUGACAAGUUGGAUGAACGAUUGAAACUUUGUCUUCCAUCUUUGGACAUGCCAGAAUGGUGGAUUGCUGGAAAACACGAUCGCGAUCUUUUGCUUGGUGCUGCAAGGCAUGGACUUGGGAGGACAGAAUUGUUUUAUGUUAAUGACCCGGAAUUGUCAUUUCGGGAGAUUCUUAGACGUCACAUGGCUGGUGAACCUUUGGUUGAUCCAGCCGAGAAAGCAGCUUACAGGAAUUCGACAACAGAAAGCAAAAUUAAAACCGAGCUGGAACCUCCACCACUCAAAAGAAUCCGACCGGACAUGGUUGAUAUUGAAAUACAGGAUUUGAAGAGUGAAAUUGAGAGAGAAAAGCGGAAAAAGUUAGCAGAAUCGGAGAACAAAAAGCUUGACGAAGGGGAUGCUGGAGACAAACCAUUAACCAAUGAAUUAGAUCAUCCAACAAUCAUGGUUGGAUCUGAUACAGUCGUCUCUAAUUCUGACACGCCCUCAAAAACACCACCUUCCGACUCUUCAAAUUCUGUUGAACCGGAAAAACAGGAAACAACAAAGGCGAUAAUAAAAGUUGAAAAACCCGACUUCGAAGAGAGCGCAGAUAACUUUGAAGAGAAAAAGGCUGAAUUACCGGUUGAUCUACGCGAUGAUACAAUUGUUGUUAAACAGGAACCCAUCGAGGCUGAAGAUUUAGAUAAAUCACAGCCCAUGGAGAUAGAUGAGGUGAAGGAAUCAAAAGAGAAUGACUCGGAGAAAAGCCUAGACGAUACUCCUGGUUCCGAAAAAGAAAAUAUUGCUGUUACUCCUACUACUACUACUACUACUAAUUCUUCAGAUUCACCAACAGAUGAUGUCAAAAAGACCUCAGAAGAUAAUGGUAUGCCCUCUAAUUCUGUAGAAAUCAAGGAAUCAGAAGAAUCUUCCAAUCCUGAGACCACAACUCCUGUACCUGCUACUCAUGAUGAUGAUAACCUAGUAAAGACCAAGGAAGUAUCUCCACCUCUUGCUCCUACUCAAGAUGUUCUACCAGAAAAGGAAAAGAUUUGUAGCGAGGAGGAUGAGAGUAAAGGCAGCAGCAGCAUGGAAAUGAAUGAAGUUCAAGUUGAAAUAAAGAAUGAACUCAAAAUCACCAUCAAGCUCAUGCACCAUACAGAAAAAAUGAACCGGGUUGAGGUGCAGGUGAAAGGAUCCCCAAAGUUCUCAAUGCCAGAACCACCUUCCGUAGUUCAAUCACUAAUCCCUCCUGUGGCUGCUGAGAAAGAUAAGGAAGAUCCUCCAAUCAAACUUCCAACAUUUCCCAAAUUCGACCCUUUCCUUAACACGGAUUCCAGCAAUGGGGACGCUGCUCUGAGCAGUCUGCUCAACCAAAUGAAUCCCAUUCGUUGGCCUCGAGAUCGAGCCGUUCAAAUUCGAUUAGAACACAUUGUGCACGCUAUUGAACACAAUGAGUGGCCUGUCUCUAGAUUCUUCAGUUCUGCCGCAAUGGCUGAAACUUUCGAGUAUUCACCUCAAGGAACUCCAGAGACGGCGACUCCCGUUCGUGAUACCCCCACGCCCAUCUCCGAAUGCUCAGACUUGGCUCCCACAGAAGACCUCAUAAUGAGUUUACCGCAUUCUAAUUCCUCAUCGACGGUAACAACCCCAUCUCACCUAGUUUCCUCCACCACUACCAUCACUCCCGUGCCUGGAACUGGGCGUCGUGGACGAAGAAGAAAGAUUGCCAUUGAUGUAGAGACAGAACGAGCCAAACUGCAAGCCCUGUUAAGCGGAUCUAUGCACUCAUCCAACAUCCUUUCCCAUAUUCCAAAUAAUCCUCGUCUCAGCGGUGCUCUGCGUCGUGAGCGGGGAAGAAACACUCCCACCAAGGGGCUCAAUUUAUCUCACAAUGAUAACAAUGAGAAGGAAAGUUUGGAAAGUCGCAUCGCCAGCCACAUGAAUAUUCCUCAGCUGGGAAAGAACUCGUCCAAGUUCCAACCGCCGCCUCCUGCUCAUCAACAUCACUCCAUGGCUGGCACUGCUGCCUCCCUCCUUCGAAAUUCUCACCAACAGCAGCAACAACAGCAACAUCGAGCUCGAUCACCCGUCACUCGCCGUGGGUCACCCGGCGGUGGGUUCAGUUCCCAAGCUCAGUCCUCCACUCUUGAUCUCAGUAUUAAAUCGUCGGGUCACAGCAAGGAUGUGGCAGCUGCAGCAAUGUCGGCUUUGUCAUCUCUCAGCAGUGUUACGGUGACACCGGUUACGCUUCCCUCUCCAUCUUCCAGGUCAUCUUCUAGAGACAAAAAUCGUGAUAUUGGAAACAGUUCUGGUGGGCUGACCAUUAGUUCUUCUCCCAUGGAUCUGUCCGGAGGAAUUUCAAAGCGUUCGAGGGAGAGUCCAUCAUCCCUCUUGGAAAAAUCUUUUGCUCAGCAGCAGCAACAACAACAGGAUGUCCCGUUCAACUUUUCCUCUAGUUCUCAACAACUACCAAAGAAAAUUUCAAAACUUGAAAACAUGUUGGACAAGUUGAAAAAGAGAAAGCUGGGUGAUGCCCCAGACUCUUCUGAUCCUAUGCCAGUGGAAAAGGAUAAAAAGAAGCGGAAACUAGACGAGAUUGUGUUUGGCUUGUCAGCUGCGAAGGGGUCGAGUGUGUUCUCCCCACCUUUGAUUCCAGAAAAGAGGUCUUCCGGAGCAAACCUUUCGCACUUGUCUUCCUCACUUCAGUCUCAACUCUCUCAACAAGCUGGAGGUGGUAGAAACAACUCGUCUUCUUCCCACUCGGGUGCUCGUAGCGGAACGCCGUCUCCGGCCAUCCCCACUUCUUCCCCCAAAGAUUUACAAGCAUUUCAAAAUUUCAUGUCCAACCCUCUACUCAGCGCCCUCUCCAUGUUCAAUGCAAAGGACUUGAAAGACCUUAAGGAUUUUAGCAGGUUUGCUGCAAAUGCCGCCAACAACUUUUCUGCAGCUACAAAGAAGGAUUCGGGUAGAGCCGGAGCUUCGGGAAAUACAUCAUCUGGUGGUGGUGGUGGUGGUACCACCUCACAGAAUCCAGAAAUGCCUAAAUGUGAUUUAAGUCGUUUAGCUGAAAUCGCCGUUCCAAAGUUUGACUUAUUUUCUCAAGAUGCCAAAGUCAACAAAUGGCUAGCUGAACAUGCCAACAUGACGCCUGAGCGGCCACCCUCUCCCGAAUUUGUUGACCGACGGAGACGGCGUCCAAGAGCCGAUCCGCUGAUGAUGGAUUGGAAUAAGUUGAGUGGAGAAGAAAAUGUACCUGUGAUUCACCGUAUAAAUGGGAAAAAGAUUACCGGACCGAAGGCCCCACAACUGAAGCAUCUUGCGCAAUGGCUAGUCGAAAAUUCUAACUAUGACGUUGACCCACGGUGGACUGAACUUGUAAAGGAAAGAGGAAACCUACCUAAUGACCUACAGAAGAGGCUACAAGGUGAAAAGAAAAAGGGACCGGGGAGACCCCCAACUCUGAGCAGCCCUCAACCAACCACGCCCACCACUUCCUCCUCCAACACCACCCCAUCCAUCCCUACUUCUACUGCUGCCAAUAAUGCAUUUGCUAAUCUCGGUGCAUUCGCUUCACUACCAGGAUUGUCAGGCAUAAAUCCCAGUCUCUUGGCCAGUUUCGGUGCUCUGGAUCCAAAAAAUCCAUUGUUUAUGCCAUUUGGUGGUUUAGGAUCAUUAGGAAAUUUGGGAUCGUUGGGAAAUCUGGCAAACUUGGGAUCACUCAGCGGCAUGGGAAAUUUUGGUCUUCCCAACAACCUAUUUGGGCUGGGUUCUCCAUUCAUGAAUUUUGGCCAAGACAUGUCGGGAAUGGGAUCCUCUUCAGGAGGAGGAGGAGGAGGAGAAAAGGGGAACACUUCCAAGGACUCGUCUCAACCAUCUGCCAAUUCAAGAAAUCAACAUUCGUCGUCUAAUCAAUCUAAAAAGGACGAGAAGGGAAAAAAGUCAUCAUCUUCUUCAUCUACAUCUGCCGCUGCACAAGCACAAGCUCAGCAAAAUUUGUUAUCGAGCUCUCUCCCAUUCUUAUUUCCUAACCCAGGUGGCCUCAUGUAUAACCCUCUAGGAUUAGGAUCGUUUCCUAUGGGGAGUGGAAUAUCGGGAUCGCCAUUUGGUAAUUUAGGGCAAGGUUCAAUGCUUAAUGGUCUGGGUGGUGAUGGGUCAUCUUCUUCGGGGGGUAACAACAGAAAGUCAGCCGGAAACAACAAGUCUGGUAACAACCCACUGUUAGCUGCUGGUCUUGCAGGCCUCAACAUCCCAUCCUUGUCCAAAAAGGACUUGAAGGACUUGGCAGCCAUGAGCGGGCACCUGAACUUAAAGAAUGAGCGAUCCAAGAGUGACAACAAUCGUAACAACAACGCUUCUGUUGCUGCUCCUCCUCCUCGCCCUUCUUCCAAAGAACAGGCAGCUCUUCCCUUGGCUGCAAUGUUAUCACAAGCUCAACCAUCGAUGGGAGUUGAUGACUCUGACGACGAGAGUCUGAAAAGCUUGAUGGGAAAUCAUCAAGACGAAUUGCCCGAUGAUGACCCAACUCCUGACGAGAAUGCAGAACGAAUUGUUCUCAGAGAGAGCAAGGAACUGGAGAAGGAGAUGGCUCAACAGAAAAUGGAGACGCGCCGUGAAAAACGGCUUCGUGAUCGUGAGGACCGUGGCGGUCUCAGUACCGCUGAGCGUCAGUUGCUGAUGGAAAAGAAGAAAGAGCGCUUAGCGAAAGAGGAGGAACUACCUUACCUUCGAGAGUCUGGUAGGACGCGCACCACCCGUGCUUCUCGCAGCCGUCUGGAAGACGCCGUCAGUAAGAUGAAAGAAGUAAACGAAGAUGCUGGUGGUGAUUCCCCAUCGAAAGAUUAGGCUGACAUUAAAAUAAAGUACUUUCAUUGUGACUUAAUUAGUUUAUUAAACUCGAAACUUGUGCUGCUGCUUGUUGGCAAAAAGCAGGUACAGAAGAGACCACCCCGUGUGCUGAACUCGCGUAAUUUUCUGUGCAUAAUUAUUUUAUUAACUAGGCUGAUGAUGAUAUGAGUAAUCGUGACACGAUAGUGGUUAAGAACCAACCGUAUUAGAUUAGAUAUAUUUAUAUUUAUAUAUAUAUAUAUUUAUUUAUGUAGAAGUACAUUUGUGUGUAUUUAUACCAUACAAUAUUACAUGUUAUUAAUAAGCCAGCCAACCUCAAGCUCCCCUUAAUCAUAAAAUUGAAGAUGGCCCAUUCGCCGUUGUUAUUGUUGUUACUACUACCACUGGCCACUGACCAUACAAAUUUAGCUGAUAUCCAACCGGUUUUGUAUGUAAUGAUAUGUAAAUAUAACUCGUAUUCAAUUACAACUUGGCUACAAUUGUGUAUAUAUAAAAGUAACGUUUUAGCAUAAAUAUUGAUCCUAUGAUCGCGAUAUUAUUAUUAAUUAAUUACUGGGGAACGGUAAGUUAUCUUUUGUUUUAAAAGGUAUAAAAUAAUAACCCGAUAAUACGAAACUUCCAUGGACUGAGUUUAUUCAUCAGAAGAAUCAGACAGAGGUACUUGUUCUUUCUUUGUUGUACUUCUUGGGCUGCUGCUGCUGCUGAGAUUUAUUUAAUUUUGAACAUGAUGCUGAUGCUGGUGAUUCGUUUGAAGUCGUUUGUCUAUUUUACUACUAAUUUAACUCCAAGUAUUAUAUUAAGUAUGAUGUGUAUGCUCUCAUUUUGUCCUUUGUAUUUAUUGUCCUGCGUUAUGAACUCAGCAAUUGUUCUCGUCUCUUAAAUGCUAGUUCAUAAAAAGAGUGGGAUUGAUUGAUUAUUACUAGUAAACUUUCUUGUUUUUGUUAUAAGUUUUUUAUAGAAAUACCAACACUAUUAUUUCUAAACCUGUAAUAUUAUAACGUAAAUAGUCUCAGGUUAAAGCAAGUACUAUUUAUAACCGUAAAUGAUCCAGAACCAUUUUUGUACGUGCAUCCAUUUACAUGUGUGUGUUACUUAGACUAAAACUAAAGAGAAGGAGGUGGUAAAAAAGAAUCGAAAGAAAUUCAAUAAAAAGCCGAAAUAUUUAUGAAA
Folsomia candida is the source of this 16544-nucleotide messenger RNA. Its product is annotated as chromodomain-helicase-DNA-binding protein 7. Lineage: Eukaryota; Metazoa; Arthropoda; Collembola; Entomobryomorpha; Isotomidae. The record is from RefSeq and is a predicted model, not a curated record. Bases 1401 to 15371 code for a protein of 4656 amino acids. The transcript has 43 exons. Gene Ontology annotation, molecular function: ATP-dependent chromatin remodeler activity; ATP binding; protein binding.